This is a messenger RNA of Rotaria sp. Silwood1, 687 nucleotides long. NCBI's taxonomy places the organism in Eukaryota, Metazoa, Rotifera, Eurotatoria, Philodinida, Philodinidae. The record is from the annotation of a GenBank genome assembly.
AUGGCAUUACAAAAUACCACUACUUCUGCUUCUAUUAUACCAUCAUCAAUUAAAACUUGGCUAGAACCGAAUGACAUAUGGAUUCUUUCUCAAGAUCGCGUAAAAGUACCUGAAACAAAUUUAAUUCCAGCUAUCUGCUUCUAUAAUGGUACUUUUCUUCCAAUUCAUGCAGGUCAUAUUAGUGUCCUGGAAUAUGCAAAACAGUACAUUAAUAAUCUCGGUACACAUGAAUUGCUGGCUGCAUAUAUAUCUCCUUCACAUUCUGAAGCUGUCGCAAAGAAAUUAAGUCCAGAGGAAUUAAUUGGAGUCGGGCAUCGUUUAUCAAUGAUCUAUCUUGCAAUUGAAAAUCUCGAUUGGGUUAUGGUAGAUUUGUUUCAAAUAUUUCAACCAUGCAAAAUUUCAUUAACUAUUGCCAUGGAAGCAUUUAUUUCACGUGUUCGCUCGCAACUUCCUAAUGGAGCACAAAUGGAUGUGUUUUGGUUAAAAGGAGAAGACACGCUAUUUCAUACUAAAUUAUAUGAAAACUUGAUCCAAUUGGGGUUUCAUACAAUAUAUGUUCUGAAUCGAGAAUGUAGUGAGAAAAUAAUUAACAAAACUGAUGAAUUCAAGCCUAUUCAGGAUUAUCAUGAAAAACGCUGGCGAGAAAUACAAGCUAUAUCUUCUUUUCCCGAAAAGUAUAGUCGUUAG